Molecule: messenger RNA, 1304 nt
Organism: Pogona vitticeps (central bearded dragon)
Lineage: Eukaryota; Metazoa; Chordata; Lepidosauria; Squamata; Agamidae
Gene: ITM2B
Product: integral membrane protein 2B
Biological process (GO): negative regulation of amyloid precursor protein biosynthetic process
Cellular component (GO): extracellular exosome; plasma membrane; Golgi apparatus
Molecular function (GO): amyloid-beta binding
Source: RefSeq, a predicted model, not a curated record
CGAGGGUGAAAUCUCGGCUCUUUGGCUCGGCGGAGGCCGGAGGGGGGGGGCGUCCUGCGGGGAGGGCCUGCUCAGGCGUGAACGGCGGCGCCCCUCCAACCAUCGUGGGCGGGCCCCUGCUUUGACCCCUGCCGUUGCAAGUGCUUCGUCCGCGUCUUCCUUUUUUUUUUAAAGCUGUCCCUCCCUGCAGCCUUCCUCUUCCACGUUCUGCGUCUUUCGCGCAGCCCCCCCCCCUCUGCCUUGGGUUGGACCGGUUUGGCACCUGAGCGAAGGCGGAGGAGGGAGGGAAGGCAGGAGCGAGAGCUCAGCGCCUGCUUUUGCCUCCAGUGCGCGCCGAGAAGGGAGCUGAUCCGAAUCGAAAGCCCCCGCUGGGAUCGCCUUUCUGUCGCCCGCAGCUGCCCGCUUUUGACCCCCGAUCCUUCCGUCUUCGUCGAGAACUCCCUGCAGUCAUGGUGAAGGUGGCGUUUAACGCGGCCCUGGCGCAGAAAGACGCCGCCAAGAAGGAGGAGGAGGAGGACGGCGGCGAGGGCAGCGAGAGCAGGGGCGAGAAGGGGAACAGCGGCUGCAGCAGCAGCAGCCACGUGCUCAUUUUGCCCCCCGGCGCCAAGGAUUCAGAAGUGGUACCUAUUGGACAACGGAGGGCUUGGUGCUGGUGUAUGUGUUUUGGCUUAGCAUUUAUGCUUGCUGUUGUGAUACUUGGUGGUGCCUACUUAUACAAGUAUUUUGCAUUUCAGGAAAGUGGUGUUUACUUCUGUGGAAUCAAGUAUAUUGAAGAUGGCUUAUCUCUAACUGACUCAAAAGGAGAAGUUUCAGCCCCUCGUUAUCAGAUAAUUGAGGAAAACAUCCAGAUCCUCCAGAAGGAAGAUGUUGAAUUUAUCAGUGUGCCUGUUCCAGAAUUUGCUGACAGUGAUCCAGCUGACAUUGUUCAUGAUUUUCACAGGAGGCUUACAGCUUAUCUAGAUCUCAACCUGGAUAAGUGUUACGUCAUUCCUUUAAACAUGUCAAUUGUUAUGCCACCUAAAAACUUCUUGGAGUUGCUGAUCAACAUCAAGGCUGGGACAUAUUUACCUCAGUCAUAUUUGAUUCAUGAGCAGAUGAUAGUUACUGACCGUAUAGAAAAUGUGGAUCAGCUGGGCUUCUUCAUUUAUCGCCUCUGUCAUGGUAAAGAUACCUACAAACUGCAGCGUAAAGAAACUUUGAAAGGAAUUCAGAAGCGUGAAGCCAACAACUGCCGAAUAAUUCGACACUUUGAGAACAGAUUUGCUGUGGAAACAAUCAUUUGUGAAGAAUGAGAAAUACUAUUG